Messenger RNA from Ctenocephalides felis (cat flea), 2894 nucleotides. RefSeq names its product TBC1 domain family member 30-like. NCBI's taxonomy places the organism in Eukaryota, Metazoa, Arthropoda, Insecta, Siphonaptera, Pulicidae. The annotation marks the transcript as partial. Gene Ontology annotation, cellular component: endoplasmic reticulum. The record is from RefSeq and is a predicted model, not a curated record. The transcript has 11 exons.
AUGCUUCAUCGAGGAGCAAUGCCUUUAUUGCAACAUGAGUUCUAUUUUAAUUCGCUUAAAUCAUUGGCUGGUUCGCACAUCACGAAGAAUGGCGCUCGAACCGAUAUUCGUGCAACAUCACCGCCGAGCGAGGAGUCGGACUUCAACCAGUGGCUGCACGCGAUGCGCCUGGUUGCAAGCAUGCCGGAAGGGGUCCCUCCUGAAUUCAGGAAAAAGCUUUGGUUAUCGUUGGCUGAGAAACAUCUUCAGAGUAAUAAAGUUGAUUGGCCGCGAACGGAGAAGAGAUGUUUUAGUGCGUUUAACAGAGAGGAUGACGAAGAACUUGGAAACCAAAUUGUCAAGGAUUUGCACAGAACAGGUAGUUCUUUCUUUUCGGGACCAGACGGAUCGCACAAUCAAGCUAUUCUGAAAAAAGUUUUAAUAGGAUAUGCUCGUUAUAACGAAAAAGUUGGUUACUGUCAGGGUUUUAAUAUGCUAGGCGCCUUCAUGUUGCAAGUUAUGGAAAGAUCAGAGGUCGAUUCGUUGAAGGUAAUGAUUUUUCUUAUUGAGGAAGGCGUGAUGCCUCCCAAGUAUUUCAGUGGCACGUUAAGCGGAUUGAUAACAGAUAUGUCAGUUUUUCGAGAAUUGCUCAGCUCUAGAUUGCCAAAAUUGUCUGCUCACUUGGAUCGAUUGCAAGGGACUGAUGGAGAGAAGGUAGUAUUAAUUCUGAUUUUUAGAAUUCGUAAGUAACUUUUUUCUUCUUUGAUGAUAGGUUAUUCGUUCGAGCCGCCUUUGACCAACGUUUUUACGAUGCAGUGGUUUCUGACUCUCUUCUGCACGUGCCUACCUCAUGCAACGGUUUUGCGCAUAUGGGAUUUAAUUUUUUUGGAAGGCAAUGAGAUACUUUUGCGCACAGCUUUGAUGAUCUGGGAACGUUUCUCCGAGCGAAUAUUGAGUGUAAAAAGUGCAGAUGAAUUUUAUUCAAUUAUGAUGAUUCUGAGCAAAGAAAUGUUAGAAUGCGGUUUUAAAGACGCCAACACGUUCAUCAAAAAGGUUGUCGAAUUUGGUCCCAUAGAAAACUUACAAGAGCUGCGCGCUAAAUACAAUUACAACAUGAAAUGGACUCAAUCUGUUCAGCCUUCGCCUAGAGAUCGCAUCAAACUUUUCUAUUCUGAUGACGAAUCGUAUUCUGAUUCCGAGCCGAACAGAAUGGCUGUAACUGCGGCAUAUGGCUGGACAUCAGGACAAAAAUCAGCAAGAAAGAACUCACUGGGGUCACUCAUGAUGGACCCAGAACGUCUAACAAUGGACAUUAAUGCGCUGAAACAACAAUACUUGAAAUUACGAGAGCGACAAAGGCAGGCGCAUCUCAUACUUACCGCGCGUGUGCCAGUUCCCUCAAUAUCGUCUCCGGCCAAUCCAAUAAACCACUUUUUGCUGGGUAAAAGCGCAAUUUUGAACUCUCACGAUCGACGUCGUCGCAUUGGACUCGGAGGAGUCGGACCUGUUCCUCCAGCUCGUGUCGCCAAGUUGUCUAUGAAAGCAUCUCAAGGAGAAACUUUGUUGUGGAAGGACACCGACAGUAAACGACGUACUCUGACCAGAAGAGAUUCUAUUAAAUGGAAGGAUAUUCCUAAAACAGACUCUACAAAUACAAAUAAUAACGACAUUAAUUCCAAAAGCGUGUACGGUGAUGAUGAUUUGUUAGCAGGGAGUUCCGAGAACUACAAUAGCUACGUUCAAGAUUUGCGAGGACAAAGUGAUUCUUCCUCGUCUUACAGUGAAGAAAGCAGUACUUCAAGUACAAGUACGGAAUUAUGUGAUGAACCUAAUCGGUUAAGUGAUUUUGAUGCUGAACCGCUUUCAGUCGAUGAUGCCAAUGAAAACCCUGUUUUAGAUGCAAAAACAAGUCCAAAAUAUGAUCCGUUACCAGAAAUAAAAACCAGUCCCAUUUGUGAAGAAUUUCCAAAAACGACCUGCGAAUUUCUUCGUGAUCCUAGUAAAGAAAAUAUAAACGAAAGCACAGAAAUAAUAAAUAGCAGUCUUCACAAUUUAUCCUCAGAAUUAGAUUCUAGUAAAAUAUAUGAAAAUAUUCAAGAGAGUGAUUUUAACUAUCCACGGGAUCUCAGUCAAGAACAUUUAGAACAAGCUUCGGAAAAUUUAAAAAGUGAUUCUGCUUGCGAAUCGUUAUCGGGAACAUAUUUAACAAAAACCAGUCCGACUUACGAACCAUCAUUUCCAAAACAUAGUCCAUUAUACGACGAUUUACUUAAAAAUAAUUUAUCUCGGGAUCUCAGUGAGGAUAGCAUAAGCAGAAAAGAUAAAUUUGCAUCUAAUUUUGAUUACUUACUAACAUCCGAAAAUGAAGUUAACGUUAAUUCAAGUGAAGAGAAUUUGUGUGAACGUAAAAAUUAUGUCACAGAAGCUGCUAUUGAAAAUAUCGCGCAGACAAUCCAGGAGAACAAAAAUUUACUAUCUCGUGUUACUGAAGAUAGAUUAAAAGAAAAAAGUCAAUUUGAUAAAAAUAUCGCCGCAACUGAACCCGAAUCAACCAAUCAAGACCUCGAAGUUUCAACAUCGAGCUCUGUGACAUUUGAUAAUCAACUUACAGAAAAAGAUGAAUUUUUAUUCUGUGUUCUUUGCCAAGAAUCGGCGUGCACUUGUUCCGAGAACACUGUGCAGAAUACAGGGAAAAAACAUAGUGAACGAGCCUUACAAAUUAUUGAAGAGAAUUCCAAAAUCUUACACAGGAUAUCUAGGUACAACAUAGAAAAUACAUCAGCGUUGAAUUUUCCUCAUUUAACAGACUUUUACAGUAUAAAAUUAGGUGACAACCGAAAUCCGUCGGAUUUGAGUGACGACCAGGUUGGCGAUGCAAGUCAAAAUUCAAUUUGUCUAUCCAGAAGUAAUAGCAG